Molecule: messenger RNA, 489 nt
Organism: Zychaea mexicana
Lineage: Eukaryota; Fungi; Mucoromycota; Mucoromycetes; Mucorales; Lichtheimiaceae
Exons: 2
Coding region: 84-341 (85 amino acids)
Source: RefSeq, a predicted model, not a curated record
AGCUUGGGCUUGGUUGGGCAGAGGGAAUCGUGAUGGGAACUGGGGAGAACUAGAUAUACAAGGUUAACGAUUUUAUUUACUAUAUGCGACGGCCAUGUCAACGGUGUAGCUUUAUUUUUACCAUUGGUCUUUUUCCGCCAAGGCUGUGGUUGGCGCUCAUGUGCAGCGAUUGCGGUGCACUUCCCUGUGACAUGAUCUGGUCGAGAUUGGGGAUCGACGCCAUGAAUGCUGCUUGUACGCUAUUCACACAACUUGCAGCGCUUGUACCCACAGACAUUAUUGACGGACUUGUUGGCGCAUGCGGUGUCUACGGAAAGUUUGGAAACAGUGAGUACAAAUGAAAGUGGAACAGCAACAAUUGACAAAGAUGUAUAUACCUGCUGUAUGGUGGAUGGCGCCAGAUUCUGCAAAUUGUUGAAACGCUCGAUCCUACAGACAACAACAGAUGGAUUAGUACAAUAUGAUAAUGUCAAAGAUAAACAUAAAAGA